Messenger RNA from Melospiza melodia melodia, 2477 nucleotides. Its product is annotated as atypical kinase COQ8B, mitochondrial-like. The transcript has 9 exons. Lineage: Eukaryota; Metazoa; Chordata; Aves; Passeriformes; Passerellidae. The record is from RefSeq and is a predicted model, not a curated record. The coding region runs from base 1 to 999 and encodes 332 amino acids. Gene Ontology annotation, biological process: ubiquinone biosynthetic process.
AUGCCGGGCUGGCAGAGCCGGCUCCAGGAGUUCCAGGAGGUUCCGGUGGCCGCCGCCUCCCUGGGCCAGGUGCACCGGGGGCGGCUGCGCUGCGGGACCCCCGUGGCCAUCAAGGUGCAGCAGCAUUUUCGGCAGCGACGUCGAAAAUCUCCUGACCCUGCUGAGCCUCACGCCAGGGCUGCCAAAAGGCCUGUUUGCGGCGCCGGCGCUGCGGGCGCUGCAGCGGGAGCUGGAGCUCGAGUGCGACUACGAGAGGGAGGCCCAGAGCACCCAAAAGUUCCGGUCCCUGCUGGGCUCCGAUCGUUCUUCCGCGUGCCCGCCGUGGUUCCCGCGCUCAGCGCGCGCCGCGUGCUCUGCACCGAGUGGGGGCGGGGCGCGGCCCUGGAGCGCUGCCGGGGCCUCCCUCAGGAGCGGCGCGACCAGAUCUGCACGGAGCUGCUCCGGCUCUGCCUCCAGGAGCUUUUCCAGUUCCGCUUCAUGCAAACCGACCCCAACUGGGCCAAUUUCCUCUACGACCCCGAGAGGCACAAAGUGACGCUGUUGGAUUUCGGGGCGUGCCGGAGCUUCGAGAAGGAAUUCACCGAUCUCUACAUCGAGGUGAUUCGGGCUGCGGCUGACAGGGACGAGGAGAAAAUCCUGAGCAAAUCCCGGGAGCUGAAAUUCCUGACAGGCUUCGAGUCCCCGGCCAUGGAGUCCCUGCACCUCCAGGCCGUUCUGCUGCUGGGGGAGCCUUUUUGGGGUUCCCAGCCGUUCGAUUUCGGGGCUCAGGGCACGGCGCGGGGGGUCCGGGGGCUGCUGCCCCAGAUGCUGCGGGGCCGCCUGGGGCCGCCCCCCGAGCCCAGCUACGCCCUGCACCGCAAGCUGGGCGGCGUCUUCAUGGCCUGCGCCCACCUCGGGGGGCGCGUGCGCUGCCGGGAGCUCUUCCUGCAGCUCCACAGCUCCUACUGGCGCCCCGACGGCGCGCCCCAGCACCCAGCGGGGAAACGCCAGGAGCAGUAAAGGGGGAUUGCAACCCAAAAGUGGCGUCACGUCUUCCAGAAUCCCAGAAUGCAGGAAAGGACCUUAAAAAGCACCUGCUUCCAACCGACCGUCUCCUGAGCUCUGUCUCUCCAAGACCUCGUUCGCACUUCGAUCUCCCGAGCUCCCAUUUCUUGUUCAAUAGAAUCCAUGAACAAAACAAUCUGGUUUUGUUCUCCUAUGGUCUCAUUUGUGCCUUUACUGGGGCAGAGGCACCUCUCCCUCAUGGCACCUUAAGCCUGGAUGGACCCAUGGGCAGGUUCCUUCCAGCCACAACAUUCCAGCAUUCUGUCAGGGACUCCCUGCCCUUCUUCCCUCCGCUCCCGGGUGCAGAAUGUGCAGCAAAGCCGCCUUUGUUGUCUGCUCGGGAGCCCAGCCAGCUGCUGCAGCCUGACCCUGCCCUGCACAGCUCCCCUGGCAGGCACGGCAGGAGCAGCGCCCUGGCAGCCUCAGCAAUCGCCCUCUGACAUCUCUGGCACACACUGCCAUGGGCUGCCAGCAAGGAAAAGAUGCUCCUGCCCUUCAAGGCCAAAUUCUGAAGGGGCCAAGACACAAGUGCAGCAAGAUCUUACACAGACAUUUCACUGCCAGCCUCCAGAACUUCAUCCAGGGCUGUUUGAGCACCUGGAUGGGGAAGGAAAAAAUAAAAUCAGGGGAGGGUCUUUGGCUGGGAGCUGCCACAGGUAAAGAGAGACCCUGGAAGGGAAAAGGAGCAGACAAAGGAAGGCAGGAGAGAAAGCAGGACACAAAUGGCAGCCAGCUGAGAAGGUGGCACUCUGAAAACCAAACCUGGGCUUAUGGAACAGGAAUGGGACAGAAAGGAAGAAUGCUGAAACUUGAUUUACUCUGUUUCUCUAAACAACCUGUGCAGCCAGGACUUCACCACCCUCACAGGGAAGAAGCAUUUUCUAGAUCAAACCUGAAUUUCAUCCCUUUUACUCUGAGCCCAGUAAAUCACAACGAACUCAAUUGUGGUCGUUUUCAUCAAGGGCCCAAGCUCUCUGUGCCAGCACAUCCAGCAAGCACCAGGCAGGACAGCACGGCAACCAACUCACAGCUGAGGGACUCAGAACAUCUAAACACCAGCAGGGCACACUGCUCAUGUUUGAUAUAAUAGACAGCACUGAGAAGGAUAGGUAAUGACAGCCUCUUCAUCACCCCAAUCCCUUCUCCCUUUUAAACUUUCUCUGAAAUUACCAAAACUGCUCUUAAAAUUCCUUUCUCUUUGUCAAUCCCAGAUCUUUUGGGAGCAGACUCAGGAAGAGAGCACAACACUAAUCUGUUGUUAUUCACACAUGGCUUGUUGUUCAUCUUUCCCUACUAAAUGACAGCAGUAGAUCUUGAGAAUAACCAGAUAUCCUGAGGAAUUUUUCCUGCAACAAGUUAUUUUCCUAUCAUGGUCCAUCUGUAAUUGUAUUACUUAUUUAAAGACCACUAUAAAUACAGUACAGCACCUUGCA